Molecule: messenger RNA, 1206 nt
Organism: Acomys russatus (golden spiny mouse)
Lineage: Eukaryota; Metazoa; Chordata; Mammalia; Rodentia; Muridae
Gene: Hoxd1
Product: homeobox D1
Exons: 2
Coding region: 1-993 (330 amino acids)
Biological process (GO): regulation of transcription by RNA polymerase II
Cellular component (GO): nucleus
Molecular function (GO): DNA-binding transcription factor activity, RNA polymerase II-specific; RNA polymerase II cis-regulatory region sequence-specific DNA binding
Source: RefSeq, a predicted model, not a curated record
AUGAGUUCGUACCUGGAGUACGUGUCGUGUGCCAGCGGCGGCAGCGGAGGGGUAGGCGCCGACGUGCUGGGCUUCGCACCCAAGUUCUGCCGCGCCGACGGGCGCCCCGUGGCCCUGCAGCCCGCCUUCCCCCUGGGCAGCGGCGAAGGCGCUUUCCUAGGCUGCCUGCCCCUGGCCGCCGCCCGGUCCGCGCCGUCGCCCCCCACACUUCCCGCGCAACCCCCGGACCCGCAACCCGCCGCGCCCCGAUACUCGCCCUGCACCCUGGAAGGCGCCUACGAGCGGGGCGGCGCACCUGCUUCUGCGCCAGCUGCAGACUACGGCUUCUUGGGGUCCGGGCCAGCGUUCGACUUCCCAGGCGCACUUGGAAGAGCGGCGGACGACGGUGGGGCGCACGUCCACUAUGCCACCUCGGCGGUCUUCUCCAGCGGAGGAUCUUUCCUGCUCAGCGGCCAGGUGGACUUCGCUGCCUUUGGAGAGGCUGGCCCCUUCCCUGCAUGUCUCAAGGAGCACGCGGACGGCCACCCGGGGCCCUUUAAGACUGCAUCCCCGGCCCCCGGAGCCUGCCCCAAGCCCGCUUCUCCCACCUCCGGCCUCCCGGCGGCCUUCAACACUUUCGAGUGGAUGAAAGUGAAGAGGAACGCCCCCAAGAAAAGCAAAUUCUCCGAAUACGGAGCCGCAAGCCCCUCCAGUGCCAUCCGUACGAAUUUCAGCACCAAGCAACUGACAGAGCUGGAGAAGGAGUUUCAUUUCAAUAAGUACCUAACUAGAGCCCGACGCAUCGAAAUAGCCAACUGCUUGCAGCUGAAUGACACCCAGGUCAAAAUCUGGUUCCAGAACCGUAGGAUGAAACAGAAGAAAAGGGAACGAGAGGGGCUUGUGGCCACAGCUGCCUCUGUGGCGUCCCUUCAGCUUCCCCGGUCAGAAACAAGUCCCGGCAAAUCUGGCAGGAACCUAGGAAGAAGCCCUUCUCAGUGUCCAGAACCUUCCUGAGGCUGAGGACCUUUGGCCUACAGAAGUCACAGACUGCCCCCACCCUUGUAUAGACUUAGGAGCUCAGUUCCGGCUGAGGGUGGGUGUGGGCAGAAUUAGUACAGGUUUUACUUGGCAAAGGAACUGUCUAAAUUGCCUUCUGAGUUCCAGAGGCUGCGUAUAGAGAUAUUAUUUUGAUAUCUCUUAUUUGCAUAUUAAUUUUGCCUUGUCAGG